GUGAUGGACAGGGCGGCCUGGCGCGCUGCGGUCCAUGGGGCCGCGAAGAGUCGGACACGCCUGAGCGACUGAACUGCAACAGCAAAGGCAGGUAAGUGUCUUUGGUGAGAAGGUUGGGCGAGAGGCAUGGUUAAUUUCUUGAAACCCUGCAAUGACGUGUACCUCCUUCCCAGUUCACUGCUUAGGGAAAUGAUUAUUUCUGCCCUGGCAGUCGGGGACGUAGACGAUAUAAUAAAAAUGCCUGCACCCGUGUGUAGUAGCCUCCCCAGGACUUCGCAGACCAGCUGUGCGCGUCAAGGAGGGGUCUCCGAGCCGGACCUGCAGGCUCAGCCCGCGCUCAGAGCCGCCCCGCCCGGUGUUGAUGUUUCCCUCUCAGCCCCGCCCCCGGCCACGCGGGACUCAGCCACGCCCCUAGGCGGGCGGGCUCUCUGGGCACCGCCCACCGCCUCCCCACGGUAGCCAAUGGCGUGUGAGCUCCGCACCGCCCCUAGCAAAGAUGGCGGGGGCGGUGUCAGUGCGGGCAGGCUAGGGCUCGGAGCUGAGCCCACGGCGGACCGCGGAGACGGAGGGCGCGGCGCGGGCCAUGGAGGGGGGCGGCGGCGGCGACGGCGGGGCGCGGCAGCGCGAGCUCGAGCGCAUGGCGGAGGUCCUGGUCACCGGCGAGCAGCUGCGGCUCAGGCUGCACGAGGAGAAGGUGAUUAAAGACAGGCGGCAUCAUCUCAAGACCUACCCGAACUGCUUUGUCGCGAAAGAGCUGAUUGACUGGCUGAUUGAACACAAGGAGGCGUCUGACAGAGAGACAGCGAUUAAACUCAUGCAGAAGCUAGCAGACCGGGGCAUCAUCCACCACGUUUGUGAUGAGCAUAAGGAAUUCAAGGACGUCAAGCUCUUCUACCGCUUUCGAAAGGACGACGGCACCUUCCCCCUGGACAGCGAAGUGAAGGCCUUCAUGAGGGGACAGAGGCUGUAUGAGAAGUUGAUGAGCCCUGAGAACACGCUCCUGCAGCCCCGGGAGGAGGAGGGGGUCAAGUACGAGCGCACCUUCAUGGCAUCCGAGUUCCUGGACUGGCUGGUGCAGGAAGGGGAGGCCACGGCGCGGGAGGAGGCGGAGCAGCUGUGCCGGCGGCUGCUGGAGCACGGCAUCAUUCAGCACGUGUCCAACAAGCACCCGUUUGUGGACAGCAAUCUUCUCUACCAGUUCAGAAUGAACUUCCGGCGGAGGCGAAGGCUGAUGGAGCUGCUCAGUGAGAAGUCCCCGUCCUCCCAGGAGACGCACGACAGCCCCUUCUGCCUGCGGAAGCAGGGCCACGACAACCGGAAGUCAGCCAGCUUCAUGUCAGUCAGCCCCAGCAAGGAGAUCAAGGUCGCGUCGGCGGCGCGGAGGAGCAGCAUGAGCAGCUGUGGCAGCGGCGGCUACUUCAGCAGCAGCCCCACCCUCUCCAGCAGCCCCCCGGUGCCGUGUAACCCCAAGUCCGUGUUGAAGAGGCCCGUCACUUCUGAGGAACUCUUGACUCCUGGGGCUCCGUAUGCGAGGAAGACGUUCACGAUCGUCGGGGACGCGGUCGGCUGGGGCUUCGUGGUGCGCGGGAGCAAGCCGUGCCACAUCCAGGCCGUGGACCCCAGCGGCCCGGCGGCGGCAGCGGGCAUGAAGGUCUGCCAGUUCGUGGUCUCUGUGAACGGGCUUAACGUGCUGCACGUGGACUACCGGACGGUGAGCAACCUGAUUCUGACCGGGCCCCGCACCAUCGUCAUGGAGGUCAUGGAGGAGCUGGAGUGCUGAGCCCGGGCCGGGCAGGGGCUCGCGGCGGGCGGUGCGGCGGCGGCGGACCCGCGGAUCUGUGCUCCGCGCACUCGCGUCUUCAUUCGAGUUUCCUGCACUGAUGCCCUGUUGAAUGUGGGAGAACCAGGGAGUAUGUCUUUAAAAGAGGAAAAAGGAAAAAAGACAACACCUGUGGGUGCAGAAGAAGUUUCAGACAUAGAAUUUUUUUCCCACAUAGUUGCAUUGCCUUACUCAACUUCCAUUUGUAGUUCACGUCCGUUGUUUCCGGUCUCGGUUCACAAAAAGUUGAGAUGCUUCUUUCGCCAAAACAGCAACGUGCUAAAUCUGCCUUCGUGGGAAUCAAUACGGUAGCUUCUCUAGACUCUACGUUCUACUCUCACCAAAACGAGCAUGGAUCUGCUUAUUAGAGGAUCUCGAUUUCACUGAAUUUCAAACUGAAGCAACAUCCAAAGGAAUAGUACUUGUUAACCGGCGUUUUGAAGGUUCUAAAGCGUUUUUUGACUUUUUCUUAAUUCCUGCCUUUAGUAUCAACUUCUAACUUAAUGUGUGUUUUCAGUUAUGGCAGUGGUCAAAAAGCAAACCCUUUGUGAUGACGUGGGUGGGGCAGAGAGAGAGAGAAUUACUUAAAACGAUGUGGGCUCUGUUUUCUCUUUCUGAGCCUGGAUCAUUCUGUCAAUCAGCAAGAGCAGCUUUCUAGAAAUAAUUCUGAAUAUGUUGAAUGUCAAAACAGACAAGUUUGUAUGUACAUAUAUAAUUCAGAAUCAUGCUUCUGCCAAGAUUUCACACUGAAACUGUCCCUUGUGAAGUAUUCUGGAACUUGGCCCAUAUAUGAUAACACUUGAAACUAAAUUGCCUUAUUGGCCUGAAUUUUCACUAGCUUUCUAGUGUGACACCUUCUAAGAACAUGACAUGCUGCUUAUUUGGUGGGAUUAUUUUUUGCCAAAAGCAACUUUUUAGUCCACUUGUACAUAUGCACGUGGUUUUUUUUUCUUUUUGGGGUUUUGGGUUUUGGUCUUGAAGAGAAUGCCUUUUGGAGCUUGGUGUGUAGAGGAAGUUUCUCAGAGUGCCAAAUUAGGGAGUCAGGGAAUGCCCAGUUCCUUUCAUUUUCAUAUAAGGCGUCUGAAUGACAAGGCUGCUUUCUUACCAUGUAGUAACAAAGUGCGCAUGCUGUGCGUCGGCCUUUGUUUGGUGAUGGGUUAUAACAUGGUGGUUCUGGUAGAGUGGACGCGCUGUGCUGAAGAUGUCAGCUCUCUGUGUUUCUGGUAACCCACCUUUCUCGUCUGUAGCCUUAGGCCGAGAGCAGGGUUUCGCAGGAAUGCAGGACCUACCGCGAGUCCUGUCGGCCCGCCGCGGGAAGUCCUGUCGUCUCCGUGUGCCCGCGCGUUUACGCCGUGGCCAGGCGCUGUGACCGCUCUCCAUCCUCAUCACGACCCGCGAGGCAGUUAGAAUCGCCCUGGUGUUUCGGACUUUUCGCUCAGUCUGAGCAAGUUUAGAAGAGGUCUCUAAGUCCCCGCCGCGGCAGGAACUCCUGGGCGACAGCCUGGAUUCAGGCACCGUGUGUCUAGUGCAGGCGCCCUGACCCCACCCCAGCCCUCCGCAGCUGGAGGCCCCCGUGGCGCCGCCUUCUGCCCCGAGCUGCGCGCACACUGUGCGGUCUCUCCUGCUGACCCGGGCGGUCAGCGGCGGCGCAGCGCCGUGUCACAGCGGAGGAAGCGGGCUCAUCAAGGCUGUUAACAGUCCGGGGGAGGCGUUACCCAUCAGGCUUUCUUUAAAGGUCGUCCCAGAUGCCUUCUGGGCCUGGGUGUUCACCGCCGACUCGAGGAGGAGGCAGGCCUCCGGGGAUGGCAUCCUUCCACCAGCCGCUGCUCCUUUGCUGCCGACCUGAUGACUGUUCGGGUGCUGGCCCAGCUCCACAUCCCUUCAGCCAGUCUAAGCAGCAGAGAAAGGCUUUCCUUGAUUCAGAGGGUGGCGUUGAUGUCUUUGCUCAGAUGAAGGCCCAGGUGAAGGAAGGGAUACCAAGGUGAAGGGAGGGAAGCCUUUGGCUCCCACCACCCUGAGCUUAAAGCCCAAACGCCAGAGAAUUCUGCUUCAGGAGAGCGCCCCCUGAACCGUGGCCCCAGCCCGCGCUUCAUCCUCACCCUGUGAGUGCUCCUCACCCAGAGGUCCGGGCGGAGCUUUCUCCAGCCUUUGCACAUGCAGUUUUUCCUCCCUGGAAUUGUUCUUUCUCUGUCUCUGCCUGGAACAGUCUGUCUUAUGAACGCCCCUCAGAUAUUGUCUUAGAUAUUCCCUCUGGGAAAUCUUCACCAGCAGCCUGGUUCUGGGAUGGAUGCCCUUCUCUGAAUUCCCGGGGACCCCUAUACACCAGCCUCCCGCGAUCCCAGCACUGCUGACAUUUCCUCGGAAAUGGUCCCGUCCCCCGUUCUGUCUCCCGGAGUUCUCUCUAAGCGUCUGCAGAACGGGGCUGUCAGGCGUUGCCGUCGCCUAGCACGUUUCCUGACACAGAGCAGGCUGUCAGCUCUCCACUGCUUCUGAGCAGUCAGGCCGGAGCAUAGCUUCUCACACUACUGAUUCGCCCAGGAGCCUGUGGUUGGCCUUCGGGCAGAGCUGUGCUAGGGUGACCGAGCACAGCCUGGUGUCCUGGCUGAGUUCACACGUGCACCUGAGGUCAAUGCUCAGGGCCGAUGCUCGGGGCUGGCUCUGUGACUCCGUCUGGCUGUGGCCUGGGGCUGUGGCUGAGACUCCUCCGUUGGACUCACAUGAUCUUUCACCAUAGCUGACCCAGGCUUCCUCGUUCGGUCUCAGGAGAUCAAGUGAAGUGAAGUGAAGUGAAGUCGCUCAGGCGUGUCCGACUCUUUGCGACCUGGUGGACUGUAGCCUA
Capra hircus (goat) is the source of this 4658-nucleotide messenger RNA. RefSeq names its product DEP domain containing MTOR-interacting protein (gene DEPTOR). Gene Ontology annotation, molecular function: protein binding. NCBI's taxonomy places the organism in Eukaryota, Metazoa, Chordata, Mammalia, Artiodactyla, Bovidae. The transcript is spliced from 9 exons. The record is from RefSeq and is a predicted model, not a curated record. Gene Ontology annotation, biological process: intracellular signal transduction; negative regulation of TOR signaling. Bases 584 to 1780 code for a protein of 398 amino acids.